CAACAGUCGACGCUUCGCUCUCAGUCCAUGAACAGUGUUGCGGUUAUCACUAACCUGUCUCCCGUGAACAGCUUUCGGCUUUUCCCUAAUUUGUGCUUUAUUUAAUUAUAUUAUCAAAUAAACCUGACCGCCAAGAUGGAUAUGGAUCACAAUCACGGAUCUGAUGAUUCCACUAGCACAGCCAAGUCCUGCCCCAUGAUCAUGGUGUUUCAUGCCGGACACUGCGAACGUAUUUUAUGGCGCGGCUGGGUGGCAGCGACGGUCACAGAGUUCGUUCUCUCGGCUUUAUUUUGGUUUUUGGUUUCCUUUUUAUACGAGGCGCUGAAGUUCCUCCGCCAGCAUCUGGCGCGUAGAGUCGCCCGCAAGGAACGCUUGGCCGAGGAGCAGCGGCGAAAGAACGACAAUCCGAGUGGAUGCACAGGCUGUUCGGACACCCCCCUGGCCGAGGCCAGGGAGAAGAGCUACUGGCAGCGCUUGCUGGACUCGACGCACAUUAUCCAGUCGCUGCUGAAUCUGCUGCAGAUAGUGGUAUCCUACCUGCUCAUGCUGAUAUUCAUGACCUUCAACUACUGGCUUUGCCUCGCCGUGGUUCUGGGCCUGGGCUUUGGCUACUUCUUCUUUGGCUGGAACAAGAAGACACCCGACGAGAGCGAGUGUUGUCCUUAGGCGGAAGGACUAAGGUGUAGCCGGGAUAGAUGAUGGAAGGAUUGAAUUGUAUUGGAUCUUUAAUGUAUUGUUGAAUAUUGCAGCCUCAUCCACAUUAGGUUUAGAAACACCCGUCCCCAAGGCAUUGCCGCAAAGUAAUUACACAAAUUGUCUAAAAAUACAAUUUUAUUCGAUAGUUA
Messenger RNA from Drosophila persimilis, 845 nucleotides. It is a transcript of the gene Ctr1B, whose product is annotated as high affinity copper uptake protein 1. Gene Ontology annotation, cellular component: membrane. The transcript has 2 exons. The record is from RefSeq and is a predicted model, not a curated record. Gene Ontology annotation, biological process: copper ion transmembrane transport. Gene Ontology annotation, molecular function: copper ion transmembrane transporter activity. Lineage: Eukaryota; Metazoa; Arthropoda; Insecta; Diptera; Drosophilidae. Bases 136 to 666 code for a protein of 176 amino acids.